AUGUCGUCGCCAUCAUCGACGUCAUCCGCGAAACGGAAAAGGACGGCCCUCCCAACCGACCUCCAACAACCGUCGUCGCGCGACGCUUCAGGUGAAGAGCUGGCUGAUUCGCCUUCGCACAAUCUACGGAAUCGCAAGCAUGCCUCGAGUACUUCUAUCGACGGCACCGUGCCGCCUAGCAAGCGAGCUCGCACCCGGUCCAUCCCUAAAGCGGUCGAGUCCAACGGAGCGAUUGGAAACGAUGUUGCCAAUGAGGAAGACCCCGGCGAGCCUUCGAGCACUACUGUGGACAGCCAAGAGAUCGAAGACACGGCGAGGAAAAGGCAAAGAGCCGUCACAAGUUCCAUGAAGAAAGCAUUUGUCAAUGACGAUCGAGACACCAUGGAGGACGUCCCCAAAGCAGGCUUGAGGGAUCCUGUUGGGUACAAGACCAAUCCGCCACCGGUGGGUAGGCCUGUCAGAGUCUACGCCGACGGAGUGUUUGAUCUCUUCCACCUUGGGCACAUGCGCCAGCUUGAACAGGCCAAAACUGCAUUCCCAAACACCUACCUCAUAGUCGGAGUCACGGGAGACGCCGAGACACACAAGCGCAAAGGCCUGACCGUGCUCACUGGAGCAGAAAGGGCAGAGACGCUUCGCCAUUGUCGAUGGGUCGACGAAGUUAUUCCCAACUGCCCCUGGAUUGUGACGCCAGAGUUCUUGGAAAAGCAUAAGAUUGAUUAUGUGGCGCACGACGACGAACCUUAUGGCGCCGACGAAGGGGAUGAUAUCUAUGCCCCUAUCAAAAAGGAGGGCAAGUUCCUCGUCACGCAGCGCACCGAGGGAGUCUCCACUACCGGCAUCAUCACCAAGAUUGUCCGAGACUAUGAAAAGUAUAUCGUCCGCCAACUCAAGAGAGGGACGAGUCGGCAGGAGCUGAACAUCAGCUGGCUCAAGAAAAACGAACUUGAUCUCAAGAGGCACAUGCAGGAGCUGAGAGACAGCGUCAAGUCAAAUUGGGUCACGGCCGGCGGAGAGAUAUCCCGCGACCUGCGAUCGUUCUGGACGAAUGCCAGUUCGAGACCCGCGAGUCCAGCUCCGUUUAACAGACAAUUGAGCGAUCCAGGCCUCAAGAGCCCGCUCCUCAGCGGUGGCAUGACCACGGUCGAGCAACUGAAGCAGUUGGAGACGGCCCUGAACCCAGAGAAGCGAAGCGACUCCCCUGGUAGGCUCAGUAGGAGCGAGGACUUUGCCGCGGGGUAUAGCCUGGGGUUGAUUGGAGGUGUGAAAUCAUGGAUGAUGCGGGGAAAACGGGCCCUGCGCGAUAGCCAGGCUGCCAGCCCUGAAGGCAGCGAGGAUGAUGAGGCUAGAAGCCCCAUUAGCAACGAUGGAGAAUCCGAUAUAUUCGGGCUUAAGACGCCUCCCUUGGGUUCGAUCCGGGGGAGAAAGGGCAAGGCCGCUAAGGGCGACGUCGAAGAGCCCAAGCGAGAGGCUAUGGAUGUGAUGCAUUGA
Molecule: messenger RNA, 1491 nt
Organism: Fonsecaea erecta
Lineage: Eukaryota; Fungi; Ascomycota; Eurotiomycetes; Chaetothyriales; Herpotrichiellaceae
Exons: 3
Coding region: 1-1491 (496 amino acids)
Biological process (GO): CDP-choline pathway
Cellular component (GO): nuclear envelope
Molecular function (GO): choline-phosphate cytidylyltransferase activity; phosphatidylcholine binding
Source: RefSeq, a predicted model, not a curated record